Molecule: messenger RNA, 689 nt
Organism: Diversispora eburnea
Lineage: Eukaryota; Fungi; Glomeromycota; Glomeromycetes; Diversisporales; Diversisporaceae
Source: the annotation of a GenBank genome assembly
GUUUUGAACAUAUUUAUUGUAUAAACCUUCCUUCUCGAUCUGACAGAAAAGAAAAAGUAAUUUCAAUUGCAAAAUUUCAUAACUUGGAUAUUGAUUUUAUCGACGCGGUUGACUUCCAAGAUGAAAAAAUUCUAGAACAUUAUUUAGCAGAUAUAGGACCACGACAUAAAGCAUGUUAUGCCAGUCAUUAUAAAACUUUCGAAUUAAUUGUAUCAAAUAAUUAUCAAAGUGCAUUAAUUUUAGAAGAUGACGUAGACUUUGAAGUUGAUAUAAAAGAUUUUUUAAAUGUAAUUCAACCAUUUUUACCAAAUGAUUGGGACAUGUUUUAUCUAGGAAAUUGUUAUUGGGAUACGUCAAAUAUAAUUUAUUAUGAAGGAAAAGUUUACGGAUACAACCUUGUACUUUCUAAAUCUGUUAGUCCUGGUUGUUCUCAUGCUUAUGCGGUUUCUUUAAAAGGUGCACAAAAAUUAUUGGAAAUGCUUGUAAAUAUAACGAAACCUUUUGAUAUAGCAUUAAUUGCCUUAAUGGAUGCGAAUAAGAUAUUUUCACUUUCUUUAUUUCCUUCAAUUAUCGUUCAAUGGAAAUCUCGAGAUAAUCCAUCUGAUGUUUCUCCUGGUGCUUUAGAUAAACCUUAUAAAUUAAAAAAUUCCACUUUAGACUUAUUUGGUUACAAAAGAAUUCCGUAUUAA